This is a messenger RNA of Bombus terrestris (buff-tailed bumblebee), 2123 nucleotides long. It is a transcript of the gene SerRS-m, whose product is annotated as serine--tRNA ligase, mitochondrial. The record is from RefSeq and is a predicted model, not a curated record. Gene Ontology annotation, biological process: mitochondrial seryl-tRNA aminoacylation. Gene Ontology annotation, molecular function: tRNA binding; ATP binding; serine-tRNA ligase activity. The transcript has 4 exons. Gene Ontology annotation, cellular component: mitochondrion. Bases 77 to 1360 code for a protein of 427 amino acids. NCBI's taxonomy places the organism in Eukaryota, Metazoa, Arthropoda, Insecta, Hymenoptera, Apidae.
CUACCAACAUAGAGAUAUAUUGGUGUAUACUUGAUGCGUAUAUGUAUUUUAUAAUUAAUAUUAUUUUACUUCUAAAAUGUGGUUCAAGAAACAAUUUAGUCGAUUUCUUAAAUAUCCUCAGUUUUAUACAAGGACUUUGUAUAGGACACAGUCAACACAAUAUAAUGUAGACACAAUAACACAUAUUCCAGAACCCGAAUAUAAUAUUGAUUUUCUAUGUAAUCCAUGUAAUCGAGAUAUUAUUUUUAAUAAUAUAGCAGCAAGGAAAAGUAUUGGAGAUAUUGAUAAAAUUCUUGAACUUUCAAAAAAUCCAGAGUUAAAAAAGUCUCUUUUGCAUGAGUUAAAUAAAAUACCAAAUCAAACAGAUCCAAGAGUAUUAUCUUAUGGCGAAGAACCACAAAUUUUAAAAGAAUGCGGGCGUAAUCCAGAAUUUGAUUUUGAACCACAAGAAUUUUCAACAUUAGUUACAAAUUUAAAGGCAUUCAAAAGUAAACAAUUGGGGCCCUUAAUAGGAACACGAGGUUACUUGUUCUUAGGAGAUCUAGCAGAAUUAGAAGAAGCAUUAGUUCAUUUUACAGUCAGAAAGUUAAUGAAACAUGGCUUUAAACUUAUCUCUGUACCUGAUAUUAUCCCUACUGAAGUUAUAGAAAGAUGUGGAUUGAUAAUAGAUAAUGGAAGACACCUUGUAUAUAAUUUAAGUCCUUUUUAUGGAGAGAACUAUAGUUUAUCUGGAACAGCAGAAAUGUCCUUAGCUUAUAAAGUAAUGAAUACUGUAUUUAGUUCAGAAGAUUUACCACUAAAAAUGGCUGCUGUAAGCAGGUGUUUUAGGGCUGAAAUAUCUAAUCUUAUACAUGAGAGAAGUAUAUACAGGGUCCAUCAAUUUACAAAAGUUGAAAUGUUUGUAUGUUCAAAACAUGAAGAGUCAGAAUAUCAGUUUCAAGAACUUCUGAAUAUUCAAGAAGAUUUAUUUUCUUCAUUAAAUUUAUAUUUUCGAAUAAUUGAUAUGCCAGCUCAUGAUUUAGGGUCUCCAGCAUAUAGGAAAGUAGAUAUGGAAGGAUGGAUGCCUGGAAGAAAAUUAUAUGGAGAAUUAUCUAGUUGUAGUAAUUGUACAGAUUAUCAGUCACGACGACUUCGUAUAAAAUAUAAGACAAAUAAGGGAGAAGUUUUACAUGUUCAUACUUUGAAUGGAACUGCAUGUGCUGUACCUCGCAUGUUAAUAGCACUUUGUGAAACACAUCAAACAAAACAUAUGCGUAUUCAAAUCCCUGAAAUUUUAAUACCUUAUAUGGCAGGAAAGACACUUAUUAAAAAACAACCAAUUGCUAACAUGAAACUCCAUAAAUACAAAUCACAAAUCUAAUAUGUAACUGUAACUGUACAUGUAACAUUUAAUCUUCUCUGAAAACAGUUAAAGACAAGUAAUAAUUACAUUUUUAUUAUUUUUGCCAUUCAUGAAUGUAAAAGUAUAUAUAUGUAGGAAUAUUUACUUGCAAUUUACAUUAAAAUAAAUUAUCUAUUUAUCGAUGUAUAUAGAAUUUUAUCGUGCAUAAGCCUAAAUGCAAUGAAUAAUAAUAAUUUAUAUAAUUCUUAUAUUUAUAAUAUACAAGAAUAAAAUUUGUAAAGAAAUAAAAAAUGAUUUCCAAUUAUAUAUAUUAAGAAAUUACUUGUUUCUAGUUAAUUGCUUUUAUUUAUAUAAAUUAAAUAAUAUUAUAGGAAAUUAAACAGGAUUCAUAAAAAAUUCAAAUAUUAAACACCACCUGACAAUAUAUUUUCUAGAAACUAGUACAAUAUUAUCAUACAAAGAAUGUGGGCUUGAAAAUUAUACAUACACAGGGAUAAAGAUCUUUUCUUCAUUAACUUGUUAUUCUGUAUAUAUUUUGCUGCGGUGUUAUAAAAAUGUAACACAAAAUAUUUUUUCUUAAAGUAAUACAAUUUAAAGACACUGUAAAUUUUACAAUUUAUCUCUCUCGAUAAUCAGAUGGUAAUGUAUUGUUUUUUAUUCAUUAACGGUUAAAAAAUUGUAUGUAUUUGUGUAUUGAUAUAGUGUAUCGCAGAAUGAUACAAACUUUAUUUUAUCAAAAUUUCCAUUUAUCAAUACAGUCCAAUUGCAGUUCAUAUCUUGA